UGCUCAACUAAGAUACUUGCAAGGGCCUUAGUCAAUUGCUAUUGGGGAGUGGCAUGGGAAAAUGCUCCCCCACUUCGAUAUGUCUCUCUGCCGAAUAAUACCUAAGUCUAUACUGGGCGCGGUCUUGUGUAAGAUACAUAAAGGGGCUCACGACUCGCCAUAAUAUUGUCUGACCCUCUAUGAAAUUCAGUUUUAAGGACCGACUUAACAUUCUGAACUUUCCGAUAUUCGUUUCAGGGCGGGAGAAAGAGAAGCAACAUGGCAUCUGAAGUCGCAAAGCUCGAGCUUCUGUCCAGUCUAGGUGUCGUCUACCGAGACGUCCUACCCAAUCCACCGCGAGACUGCACGCCGGACGAGAUCCCGGUCAUCGACCUGGCCCCCAUGUUCUCUGAUGAGCUUAGUGACCGUCAGCAAGUUGCCGCCAGCCUCAGGGCGGCGGCGACGAACUACGGAUUCUUCUACAUCAAGAACCACGGCAUCGCCCCGGGGACUAUCGCGCGGUGCAGGGAGCAGGCGAUCACCUUCAUGCGGCAGCCCCAGGAGAAGAAGGACCUCGUUGAUUCUCAUGUGCACAGCAAGUACUACAACGGCUACCUCGGGCUAAAGAAAUCGCGCAUCUCCCGUACCGAGAGCGUCGACGUCCGCGAGUCCUUCUCGUUCCGCUAUUCCCCCGAGCUCGACCCGGAGCAUCCGCAGAGCAUCUCCGAUAUCACCGAGGAAGUGAAACCUUGGAUCCGCGGCGAAGACUUUGUGUGGGAGGGCACAGCUCAUCUUCCGCGCUUCAAGGAGGACUGCCUCGCGUACUGGGGGAGCUGCUUGAAGCUAGCUAGGAAGCUGGUCAGAGUGUUUGCUCUUUCGCUAGGAUUGCCAGAAGAUUAUUGGGACGACAAAGUCACGUAUCCCGGGGCUGACGGCGUCUUUAAUUAUUACCGACCACGAACGACCGACGAGGCCGAAAACAACUUCGUGGGCCUAGGGAGCCACACGGACUUGCAGCUAUUCACACUCUUAUGGCAAGACAGCGUGGGUGGCUUGCAAGUGCUAUCCAGGGAGGGACAAUGGCUUAGGGCACCUCCGAUCGAGGGGACUUUCGUAGUCAAUAUCGGCGACUUCAUGAUGCGGCUUUGCAACGACAUUUACGUAUCCAAUGUCCACAGGGUCACGAAUGAGUCCACUGCCGAACGCGUUUCCAUGCCGUUCUUCUUCGGCCUCAAUUUCAACUGCGUCGAAGGCGUCGUACCUUCGUGUACUUCGGAGUCGAAUCCGGCCAAGUAUGAGCCGAUAUCGUGUGGUGACUGGUGUCAGCUGAGAUUUGGCCGGCAGAGGGAAGAAUUUCUCAAGAGGGAAGAGGCGAAGAAGGCGCUGGAGCCUAGUGCAACUGUGAUCGUUGCAUGACGGAGGGAGAAUUGCGUAGUACCUGUCAAUUUCGCCGCCUUCU
Molecule: messenger RNA, 1438 nt
Organism: Durotheca rogersii
Lineage: Eukaryota; Fungi; Ascomycota; Sordariomycetes; Xylariales; Xylariaceae
Product: Clavaminate synthase-like protein
Exons: 5
Coding region: 259-1395 (378 amino acids)
Source: RefSeq, a predicted model, not a curated record